AUGGCCGACGCUACCUUCCACACCACCCAGCAGGACAUCCGCAAGCCUGAAUCCCACGCCUCCCACGCCCACGCUGGACAGACCCCUGCCAACUCCAACGUUUCCGCCAUGAAGUCCAUCGUCGACGAGCACAACUCCAACAAGGGCGAAAAGAUCGAACAGACCAAGGCCAACCUGCCCCUGCCCGACCAGCCCCCCGUCGCCAGCGACUGGAACUCCGCCGAUCAGAGAACCGUCAACGUCGGCUCGGGCGGUCGGGAAGGCCCCGUCUCCGGCGAGAACAACAGCGCCCUCCGCGAGCCCGCCGCUGCCAGCAGCAGCGUCCGCGUCGAUGGAUCGGAGCUGCACCAGAACACACAGCCCGGCAGCGGCGUCGGCCGCCAGGGUAAGGACAACCUUGAGGGUCUGCCCAAGGAUGCCCUUGCCCGGUAA
Messenger RNA from Aspergillus japonicus CBS 114.51, 432 nucleotides. RefSeq lists its product as uncharacterized. Bases 1 to 432 code for a protein of 143 amino acids. NCBI's taxonomy places the organism in Eukaryota, Fungi, Ascomycota, Eurotiomycetes, Eurotiales, Aspergillaceae. The transcript is spliced from 2 exons. The record is from RefSeq and is a predicted model, not a curated record.